UGUUUUGCUUCCGUGGUGUGAGUUGAAUGAGCUGUCAAAAGAGUUAUUUUGUAUAGCAGAUUUACUCUAAACUUAACACUGCACAGUCGCGGAGAAAAGGUGCACCAUAAUGUCAACAGCAGAGUCCAUCAUCAAAUCAAAGCAGGCACAGAAAGAAGUCAAUGGCAUUUCCACACAAGUUGUCUGCACAGAGUUUAGUAAUUACAUUUUUGUUGUGGUCACUCAAUAUGGAAAAAUAGGCACUUUAGUAUCUGUUACACCAGACUCCAGGUGUAAUGACAUCAGCACUCAAACUUUCACCACAAAAGUAUUACUGGGAAAAGAUGAGCCGAUGACACAUGUUUGUGCCAAAAACCUGUCAACAUUCGUCUCACAAGAAGCUGCUAAUAGACCUAUUCUAUUGGGACUGGCCCUCAAGGAUUCCUCCAAAGAUUCAAUACAACACUUUAAAGAGAUGAUAAAAUCCUGCCAAGUAUGGUGAAGCAAAGAAGGACAAACGUGUGCUUUUUGUAACUUGCAAAUUGU
Periophthalmus magnuspinnatus is the source of this 525-nucleotide messenger RNA. It is a transcript of the gene psmg3, whose product is annotated as proteasome (prosome, macropain) assembly chaperone 3. The record is from RefSeq and is a predicted model, not a curated record. Lineage: Eukaryota; Metazoa; Chordata; Actinopteri; Gobiiformes; Gobiidae. Gene Ontology annotation, biological process: proteasome assembly. The transcript has 3 exons. The coding region runs from base 110 to 481 and encodes 123 amino acids.